This is a messenger RNA of Stomoxys calcitrans (stable fly), 2320 nucleotides long. It is a transcript of the gene PIG-T, whose product is annotated as GPI transamidase component PIG-T. The transcript is spliced from 2 exons. The record is from RefSeq and is a predicted model, not a curated record. The coding region runs from base 267 to 2168 and encodes 633 amino acids. Lineage: Eukaryota; Metazoa; Arthropoda; Insecta; Diptera; Muscidae. Gene Ontology annotation, biological process: attachment of GPI anchor to protein. Gene Ontology annotation, cellular component: GPI-anchor transamidase complex.
AUUAAACUUAAGUAAACAAUACAUAUGGUGCAGACUUCGUAUAGGAAGGUGUCCGGCUUUAGAAAAACAAUCUAUUUAAUAAACUAUUUCGAUAUUUAACCCCUUGACCCUUGGGUUAAGAGUUUCAUGGUGGAAAUAAUAUUGAUUUACAUGUUCAAUUCUAUGUGAACACUUGUAGUAAAAACCUUGAUUUUUGUGUUCACUGGCACAGUCAGCGAUUUAUUAAAACCUUUUUAAAUAAGUUGUAACAAGUGUAUAUUGAAGACAUGUUAAACUUUUGUAAACCGGCUUGCAUUUUGCCAAUAUUAUUGACAUUUUGUGUCGUACAUGCUCAACAACAAAAAACAGUAUUAAAUGAACCCUCUAUAGAUGGAAUAGAUGGAAAAUUAACUGAGAACGGGCGAAAAACAUUUACCAAAGAUACAACUAAAAGUAAUCAUCGUAACGAAGAAUUCCAUGAAGAAUUGGUUGUGACACCACUUGCAGAUGGAUUUGUAAACACCUAUUUUCAAUUUACUACAAGAUGGAGAUAUGGUAAUAGAAGCAACUUGCACAAUACACGCUUAAUACCCCGGUCAAUUGCCGAAAUCCUGCUGUACUCCGAUGUUAAGGAAUUUCACAUAACCUUAACUCAAGGCCUAUGGCGUUAUCAGACAUGGGGUUAUCCAGUGGUAGAUGGUGCGCCUGGCGCAGAAGCAUGGUCCUGGUUCGCCGGUGAAAAUCUAACUGAAGCUGCCGUUGAUGAACAGUGGCAACGCGUUACCAGCACAUUUUCUGGUAUUGUCUGUGCCUCAUUAAAUUUUAUGGACAAAACCAACACUAUCACACCUAAAUAUGGGUUUCGACCUCAGUUUGUUAGUUCACCUACGAGUAAGUUGGCAAAACACUUGCGAUAUUCGAGUUUGCCACGCGAGAUAGUAUGCACGGAAAAUUUGACGCCAUGGAAAAAGCUUUUGCCAUGCAAUAGUCGAUACGGGUUUGCUUCGUUGCUUAAUUCCGGCCAUGUCCAUAACACGAACUACCAUUCUCUUUCUAUAAAAUUCCGUACGUUGUGCAACAGCCGGGAAGAAUGUAUUCUUGAAUUUACGGAAUCUGCUAAUUUGGUUUACGAUCCAAAGUUGUUGGGCUCUACGAACAAUUUCGACUUUUCCCUUAGGCGCAUGUUUGGCCAGGGACUUAAUGGGCAUUGUGCCUUAGCUGAUAGCAGUAAAAUAUACGUAAAUUUGGCUUUACACAUUCCCUACGAAAUUACCCCUUUACCUAUGUACAACAUCUCUUCAACUAGAGGUGGACAGACCACGCAUUAUGGCGUAUAUGAUGUGCAGCAAUUCAAAGAUGCCUCGCUGUUUAACAUAGCAUGGAUUUUGAGGAAAACACAAAACUAUGUUUUAACACCGCCAUCUCCACCUUUAAUAGCUCAUAGGUAUAUAGUGGGAUAUGGCCAAGAAAGGGGAAAAAUAAUUACUCAAAUCACAAAUAACCAUUAUGCAGAGUUGCCGAUAGUGCUACAAGAAAAUAUUCCAUGGUUUAUGCCCAUUUACAUGCACACCUUGAAAAUCAAGAACCAUCAAAGCGGAGAGAUCAUAGAACCCAUUGUGUUGCAAUAUCGCCCCGGUGUUCAGCGUGAAAGACCCUACUACUUGGAAUUGUCAUUUACAUUGCCUGCCAAAACCUCUGUUGAAAUAUCCUUCGAUUUUGAUUAUAUAUUUCUCAAAUGGCUUGAAUAUCCCCCAGAUGCCAAUCAUGGCCAUUAUAUAGGAUCCGGUGUUAUAACCUCAUUGCUACCAAUUGCCCGUAAUUAUACCUCGAUUCCAUUGAGUGGUUAUCGGUUUGCUGAUGCCUUUAAUGCUUCAAGAAAUGCAUACAUACUUACACUUAGAACGGAGUCCCUAAUAUUGUCACUGCCCACGCCGGAUUUCAGCAUGCCAUACAAUGUUAUAUGCUUGGCUUGUACAGUUGUCGCACUAGCUUUUGGUCCUAUACAUAGUGUGGCUACGAAAAAAAUUGUCAUCGAGCAACAAGACUCCGACGAACCACAAUCAUUUUUUGGUAAAAUCUUGAAAAAAUUGAAACGAUUCAAAAGGAAAAGCGAUAAAAAUGUUCCUGCCGCUGGCGAUGAGAGUGAAACGCAAACGGAUAACGUAAGCCUUGGUGAAAAAGCAAAGUAAUUUCCACGUCGAUAAAUGUAUACAAAUACGCAGAUGGCUUGAAAAUGUCUGCAAUAACUAGUCUGUACUGAAAUUCCAUUUUAUGUAUCCUUUUUUUUUUGUUUGUUAUUGAAUAAAUUUAUAAAUAAACUACGGUGAAAUUUAGUAUUGAA